Hemicordylus capensis (graceful crag lizard) is the source of this 4164-nucleotide messenger RNA. It is a transcript of the gene ZBTB7B, whose product is annotated as zinc finger and BTB domain containing 7B. The coding region runs from base 676 to 2142 and encodes 488 amino acids. The record is from RefSeq and is a predicted model, not a curated record. Gene Ontology annotation, biological process: positive regulation of gene expression; regulation of transcription by RNA polymerase II. The transcript has 3 exons. Gene Ontology annotation, molecular function: RNA polymerase II cis-regulatory region sequence-specific DNA binding; DNA-binding transcription factor activity, RNA polymerase II-specific; protein binding. Lineage: Eukaryota; Metazoa; Chordata; Lepidosauria; Squamata; Cordylidae.
GAGGGGGCUCCCCCGCUUUCUUCCCACCCCCACCUCCCAGGGCACGUGACAGGAGCCCCGCUCCUCUCCUGAGCCCUGCUCUGCCUGCUGGGUGGUGCCAGCAAAGGAUCGGAAGGAAGACGGGGCGGGGCGGGGCUGGUGGCGAUCAAAGGACGGCGCGCUCGGACGGGGAUCUCCGCAGACUGGGCCGCCUUAGCUGCAGGCAGCCUCGCAGCCUCCCCGCUCCCCACGCCUGGCGGCGGCGACAGCACCUCCAUCAUCCUUUCCAGUGGCGCAUCUCCCGGCGCAGCCUCCGAUGAGUCAGCCCUCCCUCCCCGCCCCCCAGUCAAGGGUCCAGCUCCUCGCCCCCGCGUGGCCACCAUCCAUGCCUUCUCGGCCUUGGCCCUGCCCCAGAGAGGGGGCUUCCCAGCGAAAGCAAAUGCGAGCGACGAGGAGGAAGUUCGCAGGCAGCCAGCCGCUUCCCCCCGCCUUCAAAAGCCAUCUUUCGCCCCGCCCCCUUUCUGUCCAUUUUUUGGAAGGAGGUGGGUCCGGAGGCCCUGAAGGGCGGCCACCCCGCCAAUAGGAGGCCAGGGGUCUUCCCCUCCUCCCUACGGCCGGGCGCCCGGAGGCGGGAUCUCGGGGAAAGUAGGACAGGAGAGAUGGCGAGAGGCCUCGCAGCAGCCGCCAGGUGAAGCAAUGGGUAGCCCCGAAGACGAUUUGAUCGGGAUCCCUUUCCCGGAGCACAGCAGUGAGCUUUUGGGGCGCUUGAAUGAGCAGCGCCGGCGGGGGGUGCUCUGUGACGUCACCCUCCGGGCCCAAGGCUCGGAGUACCGCACCCACCGAGCCGUGCUGGCUGCCUCCAGCCGCUACUUCCAGCGGCUCUUUGCGGGGCCAGGCAUGGGCGUGUGCGAGUUGGACUUUGUGGGUGCCGAGGCCCUGGGGGCCCUGCUGGACUUUGCCUACACCGCCACCUUGACCAUCAGCACGGGCAGCCUCGGGGAGGUGCUGCGUGCCGCCCGCCUGCUGGAGAUUCCCUGCGUCAUUGCCGCCUGCGUGGAGAUCCUGCAGGGCAAUGGCCUGGAGGCCCCCGUCCCCGACGAUGCCGCCCGCGAGUGUGCCCGCCGCUACCUGGAGGCCUUCGCCACGCUGCCCAACGCCGAGGGCGACCUGCCUGAGCCCCCUCCAGCUCCCCGCCGCAGCAAGAAGCCCCGCAAGUUCCUACAGACGAAGGGCUCCCGGCUCAACAACCACAUCGCUGAGCUGUCCCCUUCGCCGUCCCCCUCCUCGACGGGGACCCAGGAGCGGCCCAGCCCUCCCAGCCAGGCCUCUCCUGCGCCUGCCCUGGUCCACCCGCGGGAGUACGAGGAAGAGGUGCUCCCGCCCUCUCGCACUUUCCCCUACCCGUACACCCCGGGCCUCUCCCCGGAGGAUCUGGGCUCCGAGGAUGAGCCGGCUGACCACGACCUUAUGUCCUACAUGCGUGUGCUGAACCCGGAGGGGCUCUCCCCCUGCCUCGACCCGAAGGACAAGCUGGUGCGCAAACGCCGCUCCCAGAUGCCUCAGGAGUGCCCCGUCUGCCACAAGGUCAUCCACGGCGCCGGCAAGCUCCCUCGCCACAUGCGCACCCACACCGGGGAGAAGCCGUUUGCCUGUGAGGUCUGCGGGGUCCGCUUCACUCGGAAUGACAAGUUGAAGAUCCACAUGCGGAAACACACGGGGGAGCGCCCCUACUCCUGCCCGCACUGCCCGGCACGCUUCCUGCACAGUUACGACCUGAAGAACCACCUCCACCUGCACACAGGCGCCCGGCCCUACGAGUGCUGUCUCUGCCACAAGGCCUUCGCCAAGGACGACCACCUGCAGCGCCACCUCAAGGGCCAGAACUGCCUGGAGGUGCGGACGAGGCGCCGGCGCCGCGGCCCCGAACACGACCCGGACCCCUUGCCCCCCGCGGGGACGUCCCCGCCCUCCGCCGACCUCGACUUGACCAACGGGCAGAUCGAGGGGCUGCGCCUCUCGCUCGCCCACUACUGGAACCAAGCCCGUCCGGCCCCGUCCCCGGUCCCCAAAGAUGAGGAGGACGAGGAGGAGGAGGAGGAGGAGGAAGACGGCGCCGAGGAGGGGUCGCAGACAGACGGGCCGGUGGCCAUGGAAACAGCGUAGGGCCCGGGCCUAGGCCCCAGCCCUGCCUUGCUUGGACUGUUGCCAUGGCGACUCUGCAAAGGCCGUGUCGUGAACUCGGCCGAGAUGCACUUUUUCUCUCCCCCCCCCCCCCACCGUCACUUCCACGCUGCUGGUGCCGCCGCCAUGGGGACCAUAUAAAGCGGGGCCAGGCUGUUGCCACAGAGGUGGGAUGCACUAUGGUCCGCCCUCUGCCCCAGUGCGCUGCCUCAGUGCCUUCAGCGGCCUCUGUUCAGGGGGCAGUUCUGAACCAAAGCAGGUGGGGUGGGCAGGAGGAGCAGGACGGGAGGCGUGCAUGCAACUCAGGACUGCAAAAUAAGCAAUUAAGUAGGGGUAGUGCCCUGUGGGGUGAGGUGCGGGGGCCUGACAUAAUAAAUAAAUAAAUAUAUAUAUAUGUUUGUAAUUUGCAAAGGAGAGGAUCUUGGCUGGUGGCUGACAAGGCCUUCGGCCCUGCACUUUGGGAUAGUAUCCCCAUGUCGGGAAGCACGACAGUGGUGAAUGUUGAGGGGCGGGCAGCCAGAUCCCUUUCCCAGAUCAGAAUAGGGGUGUGUGCGUGGGUGUGCCAGGACUCCUGGUUUUCUGUUCUUGCUUCCAGGUCCUUGGGGAUCGCAGACAUUUAUUUCUGAAGCAAAAAAACCCCCCAACCUGUAUGUACUUCCUGCCUCUGGGAUUGGCAGCUGUUUGGGGAUCUGUGCCGGCAAAGGGGUGGGGUGGGGUGGGGUGGGGUCGGUUCCACUCAGGGAGAGGCCCCGUUGUGGCUCGGAGACAGGCCAUGUCUGGAACGGAGCCUCCAUGGUGGUGGCUCCUGUUUUGGUAUUUUUUGCACAGAGCAGAGCCAGGCUAGGCCCCUGCUGCCCUCUAGUGGCGUGCUUGCACAGUGCAAUGGGCUGGUCCCAGCACUCCUUGGCUCUUUUCCCCCUUUUGUAACAAUGGCAGGGAGCGCCCUGCCCCACAUUCUCUCCCCCCCCCUUACACAUGCACCCAGUCCCCUAUGAGAAGGUACAUAUUUAGCACUUGUUGGGGCCAGGGGGAGAUGAAGGAAGAGGCACGGCUCCUCCGAAAGGGGAUCCCCCCUCCUCAUUUAUUAUUCUGCAGUGUACACGAUGGGGGGUUUUGCACAGAAAGGCAAAAUUUUUCCCCCAUGUACCCUGCUCCCAAUUACCGUUGCUUUCAUCUUCCAUCCUCGGCCACUCUUUUGCACUAGACCAUGCCAGCAAUUUGGGGGGUGGGGGUGGGAGCACACUGGCACACAGCGGAGUGGUGGCGAGUGCAAGUGGGGCGCCUCGGUUUCCCUUAGGUUCCCCCUCACCCCUCUGGGGGGGCAAAAGGAGCUGCAGGGGGGCGGGGUGGUGGUCGGUGAGAGGAGAGGAGGUACCCCCUGGAGUAUUAGCUCAGAGUUUAUCUAUAUUUAAGAGAUGAUGUAAUAUAUUCUUAUUUCCCUCUCUCUGCUUCCCCCCUGUUCCAGCCCCCACCUCCUGCUGCAGCAGGAGCGGUGGUAUGGGGAGGGGUGUGUCUCGUCGGGCAAAGAGUGGGGUAGUAUCAGGUCCACAAUGUCUUCCUUGGCUUUUGAAAGUGCCUGUAUGUUUAAACUUGAAUCUUUAGCAACUUGAAAUGCAUAACUGCUUGUGUACACACACACACACACACACACACACACACACACACACACACACACGGUGUUUUUGACCCAGCCUGGGUCCUCGCCUAACUCCCCCCACCCCGUUCCCCAUCUCCUCCCUCUCGCCCCAUUUCUCAGUGAUUCAAUGGGCGUGAGAACCAUCGGAUGACCUUGGUCUUUGGGUCACAUGGCAUAGCCCUCUGCUCUGGACCACGGCUCCCAUCCGUACUGGCAAAAGGGGUGCAGGAAAACGUGCGUUCUUUACCAGAGUCUGCAAUGGGGAUGGAGUGGUGGGGGGGGGGGGCUGUUUCUUUUCCCAGCGUGCUGUUUUUUUCCUGGUGACUGUCCAUUCCAGCUGCUUGACAAUAAAGUGGAAAGCAGGGAAA